AGAACGAAACGAACACCACAAGCAAGCAAAGCAAACAAACAUGGCUGAAGCAGAAAUUAGUGAUAAAACUGUGUUUGAAAACAAUAUAGGUGAAUUAGAAAACAAUUCAAUGGACAUGGAAAUGAAUAGUGUAUCUAAACCUAGUAGUAAGCAGUGGGUUAAAUUAAAUGUUGGUGGUACGUGUUUUUUGACGACUAAAACAACUUUAUCAAGAGACCCAAAUUCGUUUUUAUAUAGACUGUGUAAAGAAGACUCUGACCUGAUAUCUGAUAGGGAUGAGAAAGGUGCUUAUUUGAUCGAUCGGGACCCUACUUAUUUCAGUCCUGUGUUAAACUAUUUACGGCAUGGAAAACUAAUCAUUAAUAAGGAUUUAGAAGAAGAAGGAGUACUGGAGGAAGCAGAGUUUUAUAACAUCACAGAACUCAUCCGACUAGUGAAAGAACGCAUUGUGUGCCGAGAUACCCGACCUCUUAAAGACUCAAAGAAACACGUGUACAGAGUGAUACAAUGUCAUGAGGACGAGCUCACACAAAUGGUGUCCACUAUGAGCGACGGCUGGAAGUUUGAACAGCUGAUCAACAUUGGCUCACAAUACAACUAUGGGAACGAGGAUCACGCAGAGUUCCUGUGUGUAGUGUCGAGAGAGUACGGCCCUCGAGACAGGAACACCAAGGAGACUGAACCUACUGACAGGGCCAAGGUGUUGCAGCAGAAAGGAUCAAGAAUGUGAAGAUUUGGACAGUAAAAUGCCUCACCUGAUGUACUCAUUUUAGCAAUUCUAACUCUAGUUGAAGGUGACAAUUCACUGAUUUAAAAAAAUAGCGGCAUUAUGAUUUUAAAGUAUUAUUUAUGAAAUUGUAUUUUAAGAAUGUGCAAAAGUACAACAAGGUUUAUAAACUUUUA
Molecule: messenger RNA, 903 nt
Organism: Macrosteles quadrilineatus (aster leafhopper)
Lineage: Eukaryota; Metazoa; Arthropoda; Insecta; Hemiptera; Cicadellidae
Product: BTB/POZ domain-containing protein KCTD5-like
Exons: 5
Coding region: 41-730 (229 amino acids)
Biological process (GO): protein homooligomerization; proteasome-mediated ubiquitin-dependent protein catabolic process
Cellular component (GO): Cul3-RING ubiquitin ligase complex; cytoplasm
Molecular function (GO): cullin family protein binding
Source: RefSeq, a predicted model, not a curated record